AUGGCGUAUUGGAUUUAUGAAGUUUCUGCUCUGGCCGUAUCAACUCUGGUAUUCUCCUCUGCUCUGGCGGCCUUCUCUGCUCUGGCUGCCAAGUCAGAGCUGAUUCUCUUCUCUACUCUGGCCAUCGUGCCAGAGCUGUCAUCCUCGAAGAACAGCUGCAAAGGAGUGUUUGCAGAGGACAGAGCAGGCGACUCUGAGUCUGACUCUGCCAGAACUGACGGGGACUACUCUGACUCUGACCUUCCAGAGCAGAGCGUAGAAGAGAAAGGACCAGAACUGCCAGCGAACUCUGACUCUGAAUCUUCAGAGCAGACCACAAAAACGGAGGAAGGCAGCUCUGACCAUACAGAGCAGACCACAGACACAGCUGAGCACAUCGUAGAAACAAAGGAGGAUGAAAGUGGAAGAAUCAUAGCAGACUUGCGAACCAGAGCAGACCAGAAUGCCAGCUCUGCCGGAUCCAGCUCUGCAGACUCCAGCUCUGCAUACGCCAGCUCUGCACUCGCCAGCUCUGAACAAACCAGCUCUACAUUGCCCAGCUCUGCAUUGCCUAGCUCUGCACUGCUCAGCUCUGAAAAGGCGUGUCAUACAGAGCUGCCGUUGGAUGAACAGGUAGGAGCCAGGAAGCCAGCGCAAGAACUGAAGGAACCCCCUGACAAUCUCAAGCACGUGUUCUUAGAAGAAAACAAGGAGAAGCCGAGGUUCAGAUCGGCAGAGCUAUCUCGGGAGAAAGAUGGUAUGUUGCUCAAGGAUGUGUUUGAGCCUGGUGCAGCCGAGCUCUACGCUAAGAAUGCUAAGGAGAAUUUCAGAGGAGACGGUCAUAGCAUGAAAUCCUCUUAUGGGCACUUGAGUACUCUGAUGGUGGUGGAGUCUCAAGCUCUGCAUGAUCCUGAUUGA
Salvia miltiorrhiza (redroot sage) is the source of this 897-nucleotide messenger RNA. RefSeq lists its product as uncharacterized. The transcript has 3 exons. Bases 1 to 897 code for a protein of 298 amino acids. Lineage: Eukaryota; Viridiplantae; Streptophyta; Magnoliopsida; Lamiales; Lamiaceae. The record is from RefSeq and is a predicted model, not a curated record.